AUGAAUCCUGCCAAGUUGUUCCCCUUCAAGGGGAUGAGGCGAGGAGCUGGCGCCAGGGACGAGGCCAGCUGCACCGACGACACCGAAGUCGGUCACACCAGGGACAGGGUCCCGGUCCCCGGUCUCUCCAAUCGGCCCCCAAUGAAGAAGCUGCCCCCACUGCCGCCGCCGCGCCAGGCCUCAGCAUCAUCCGCGCCGGAGCAGACAGCCGAGCAGCAGUCCUUAUCUCCACGCAUGACCACCCACUUUGAACUCCUCUACGAUCAGCUAUGGAAGGUCUGA
Molecule: messenger RNA, 282 nt
Organism: Acanthamoeba castellanii str. Neff
Lineage: Eukaryota; Discosea; Longamoebia; Acanthamoebidae
Exons: 3
Coding region: 1-282 (93 amino acids)
Source: RefSeq, a predicted model, not a curated record